AUGUAUGUGAAAUGGUUUGAUACAGGAAUGUUAUACUAUGUGAUUUUAGUGAUUUUAGUGAAUGUCACUUUUUGUCAUUUUCAAAUUUCCUGCCGUUCCGUCCCCCGUACAUCCCGACGCUCGCAGGGGAUGGAACCCAGAUGACAAAUGCCGGGGACACUGCAGGAGGGACAUCGUGGGAGCGCAGGACAAGGUAAGUGAUUGAGGGAUCGUGGAGAAGCGCCGCAUGGUAAGCCCGAGUGUAGCUCGGGGUUACCGCUUGUGCUACACUCGGGAAUACCGCCAGGGAGGUUA
Molecule: messenger RNA, 294 nt
Organism: Staurois parvus
Lineage: Eukaryota; Metazoa; Chordata; Amphibia; Anura; Ranidae
Source: the annotation of a GenBank genome assembly